Suillus bovinus is the source of this 2213-nucleotide messenger RNA. RefSeq lists its product as uncharacterized. The transcript has 6 exons. Lineage: Eukaryota; Fungi; Basidiomycota; Agaricomycetes; Boletales; Suillaceae. Gene Ontology annotation, molecular function: DNA-binding transcription factor activity; zinc ion binding; RNA polymerase II cis-regulatory region sequence-specific DNA binding. Bases 343 to 2112 code for a protein of 589 amino acids. Gene Ontology annotation, biological process: regulation of transcription by RNA polymerase II. The record is from RefSeq and is a predicted model, not a curated record.
CUGAGGACAACAACAACGACAUAAAAUCCUCGCCAUCACACCGGUCUAACUGGAAAAUUGCGGUAGCUUGCCUUUCCACUAUUUUUUAUACUGCCCCGCACGACAAGGACGAAAAUGAGUCCAUUCUUCGGAAAUGGCUCCUGAAUAAUGUGGAGUCUGUCGCUCCGGACAUUAUAGCUCGCCAUCAUGAACAGCUUUCGGGCCAAAUGUUGGUCGAUUUUCAAACUCCGACUUCACGCACGUGACGCUACUCCCUACGCCAUUGUCAUGACCAAUUUUCCCGUACCACUAUCACGUUGAAGCGCCGAAGAGGACCCUCGCAGUCACCAAGCUCAUAACGCAAUGAAAAAUACUGCAAUUACACAUCAACUCGAUCAAGGAAACGCUUCCCUUUCCCUAACACCUCAUUUUUCCAGAUAUUCACCACAUAAAGAUCCCCUUUGCUCUUCGUCAUCGCCGUCGCUGACGAUCAGCCCAUCUUACUACAAGCUUUCCGAUCUGAGGACGAGCAACACUUAUUUGUUCAUGCAACUCCAUGACAAUUCAUUCCGCCCUUACGACCUUCCAGGGUUUGACGUUGGGUCUAUGAAUGAAUGCAAAGAACCCGCAUGCCCCAUACUAGAGAUGACCUCUCAGUGCACUGACAAGUGUGUCGUCGUCGCCUGUAACGAUCCUACCCACCCUGAGCCCAGUUGCCACAUUGCAGACGGUGACAUGAUCUGCGAUAGCGCCUGUGUUCCUGACGAGGACUGCGGUGAUUGUUCUGGUCUUGAAGAAUUGCUGCAAUGCUGCACCGAUUAUCAUUCUUAUCUAUCCCAGCCAAAGUCCCUUGACCCAAGUCUCACACAGUUCAACUGGAACCCACAGUCAACAAAUGGUUUGUGUGGAUGCGACGAGAGCGACUACAGCGAACAACAUGUACCCCGAUUUUCUCCAGAAUACAGUACCAUAGCCCGGCCUUUGGGUAACGCUUCUCCCGAAUGUCUGGCGUCAUCUACUAGCUCAGCGUUUUCUUCACCCCACAUUUCCCAGGCAGCGACUCAGUUCACACCCGUUGGCCUGCCACAACACCUACCACAGUUCUCACCAGAUAUGUUUACUUGUUUGUGGGGGGACUGUAAGGCUACAUUCCCAUCUCUUAUGGAGCUAGUCGGGCACGUCAACUUGGACCAUCUCCGCCCUCCAAGUUUAACGAAGGAAUCAGCCCCUCAGCAGGUAUGCUCAGACGCUUCCCAGAAUCAACAAUUCGACACCAAUACUAUGUCGUGCCACUGGGGAGACUGUGUUAUGUUACCCUGUACAGAAUCAAUUUCAAGCUCUUCGACAACCGUGUUUACAGAUACUGUCCUUGACGCUCUUACUACACACUUGAUGCAAGAUCAUUUUGGUAUCAAUUACCCUUUCCCACAAUCGAUGAUGGCGCGCACGGCAUUACCACCGGAAAUUAUUCCCCAUGACGAAACAUCCACAGACGUCCCUCCCUAUCCUUCACCUCUGGACAAGUCUUAUCCGCCAGACUCCCCCUCCCCGUUCACAGACGCCAUCAAACCUUGUAAAUGGAGUGGGUGCACGCAAACAUUCUCUUCUCCUGAUGACCUUACAAACCACAUCCUCUCUGCCCACAUCGGCAGCGGUAAAGCACACUACGAGUGUUGCUGGGAGGGUUGCUCUCGGAAUGGGACGCAAGGAUUUUCAAGUAAACAAAAAGUCGCACGGCACAUGCAGUCGCACACAGGACAUAGGCCAUUUAAGUGUAAAAUAUGUAAUGCACAUUUCUCAGAAACAGCUACGCUGCAACAGCAUAUGCGGAGGCAUACCCAAGAGAAGCCAUACGUUUGUGAUUUUCCCGGGUGCGGCAAAGCGUUUGCUAUCACGGGUGCAUUGACGAUUCACAAGCGGACGCACAAUGGUUUCAAGCCGUUCAAGUGCAAGUUUUGCGAGAAGGCUUUCGCUGAGUCGUCGAAUCUGUCGAAACAUUUACGAACGCAUACAGGUGCACGCCCUUAUCCCUGUCCUGAGGGUGGGUGUGGAAAGUCUUUCGCGAGGCCGGACCAGCUUGCGAGACAUAUGGGUGUACAUAGAAAGAAGGACCCAGGACUGGGAAUGGAAUGAACACCUUGGGAUAAAAUGUGUUUAGUCAUUAUGUAUCUAUUAUGAAGAUAGUCCACGAGUUUUCGCAGUGGUGUCAAGCUAUUUAAGUUCACUUGAGCAAU